Triticum dicoccoides is the source of this 1205-nucleotide messenger RNA. Its product is annotated as protein argonaute 18-like. The transcript is spliced from 3 exons. Bases 54 to 872 code for a protein of 272 amino acids. NCBI's taxonomy places the organism in Eukaryota, Viridiplantae, Streptophyta, Magnoliopsida, Poales, Poaceae. The record is from RefSeq and is a predicted model, not a curated record.
CCCCGGAAGAAAGAAAGAAGCCCUCCUCUCUCCAUCGGUACAACAAGAUCGAGAUGCUGCCUCCAACGGCAAAGGAUAUAAGCUUCGGAUCAGCAUUCGCUAAUGGUGGCACUGCUAAUGGUGGCACUGCUACUGGUGGCAAUGGUUCCGGUUCUCAGGCUGCGUCAAGCGGCAAGCCGCAGCAGGAGCUGCCAGCGCUGACACAUCAGUAUGCGGAACAAUACGUGUAUGCAUACCCAGCAGCACCGGCAUACGGCGGCCCUCCAAAGCCCCCGCCGGCGUAUCGCUAUGGCUAUGGCUAUGGUGGAGGUGGUUCUGGUGGGUACGGCUACCCCGAGCCCGAUGGUAUUUGGGAUGAACCUGCUCGGGCAUACGGCGGCGGCAGAUACCGCCCACCACAGCUGCCGUAUUAUCACGGCGGCGGUCGUGGUGGGUAUGGUGGAGCUGGUGCUGGUGGCUAUAGCUACCACGGCGGUGGCGGCUGUGGCUAUCCUCCGACUGCAGGAGGAGGAGGCGGCGGCGGUCAUGGGGUCAGCAACGAAUACGGAGGGCCGCCGCAGCAGAAGCCGCACAUGAGUGCGGGGUGGCUAGCCGCCGGAGCUGCUACCGCCUAUGGAGCGUACCAGCACCACAUGCGCAAACACCACGGAGGAGGAGGGCACGGGUACAGGCAUGGGCACGGAGGAUACGACGACGGCUCUACUUGUGGCGGCGACGGUUACGGUUAUGGCUGCCGUGGUUGUGCCCCCCAUAUGCAUAUGCGAGGCGAGUUCGAGCACCAAGAGCACACCAAUAUCAAAUACUCUGUUCAUCCCGACGGUAAGUGCAAUGAUGCCGCCAGCGGCCCGCCCGUUACAGUGUUGCACAAAUGAGCCAGCCAGCCAACAAGCGGGGUUUAAUAUGGACGAACUCCAAGCUCAUCACUGUACGGUAUGUACACUACUCGAUGAGCCUCGAUCAUCAUACCAGAUGAAUGCCUUAUAUUGAAUAACUCACCCGUCAUGUACGUCCUAAACAUUACAGAUAUGUAUCUUGUGUUAGGGAAUAAAACUAUAUGUACGUACUUAUAUGUAAUGUAAGCCAGGAGGCUGCCAAACGGCGCUCUAGCGGUUUGUGUACGAGCGCUACUGUGGCCGAGCGAGCCAUCACAUGGUUUGUCAUGCUAAUAAGCAGAUGGAACUGAAUGACGACCUUAUAUUGAUUGA